Sorex fumeus (smoky shrew) is the source of this 1482-nucleotide messenger RNA. It is a transcript of the gene BCKDHB, whose product is annotated as branched chain keto acid dehydrogenase E1 subunit beta. Gene Ontology annotation, molecular function: catalytic activity. The transcript has 11 exons. Gene Ontology annotation, biological process: branched-chain amino acid catabolic process; response to nutrient. Lineage: Eukaryota; Metazoa; Chordata; Mammalia; Eulipotyphla; Soricidae. The record is from RefSeq and is a predicted model, not a curated record. The coding region runs from base 28 to 1194 and encodes 388 amino acids.
GGCGCGGCGGAGCGGGCGCAGGCGGGGAUGGCGGCGGGAGCGGCGAGCGCGAGCCGGCUGCUGCGGCUCGCUGCGGGCCGGCGCGGGGCACCGUGGCGCCGGCCGCCGGGCGCGGCUCUGCCCCCGGGCUUCCUGCACGGCGGGCACGCGGCUCCUCGGAGGUCGGUGUCGCACUUCACCUUCCAGCCCGACCCGGAGACCCAGGAGUACGGGCAAACGCAGAAAAUGAAUCUUUUCCAGUCAAUAACGAGUGCCUUGGAUAACUCACUGGCUAGAGAUCCUACUGCAGUGAUAUUUGGGGAAGAUGUUGCCUUUGGUGGAGUCUUUAGAUGUACUGUUGGCUUGCGAGACAAAUAUGGAAAGGAUAGAGUAUUUAAUACCCCAUUGUGUGAGCAAGGAAUUGUUGGAUUUGGAAUUGGAAUUGCAGUCACUGGUGCUACGGCCAUUGCUGAAAUUCAGUUUGCAGAUUAUAUUUUCCCUGCUUUUGAUCAGAUUGUUAAUGAAGCUGCCAAGUAUCGCUACCGCUCUGGGGAUCUUUUUAACUGUGGGAGUCUCACCAUCCGGUCUCCGUGGGGCUGUGUUGGCCACGGGGCUCUCUAUCACUCUCAGAGUCCUGAAGCUUUUUUUGCCCACUGCCCAGGCAUCAAGGUGGUUGUGCCCAGAAGCCCUUUCCAGGCCAAGGGACUUCUUUUGUCAUGCAUACAGGAUAAAAAUCCUUGUAUAUUUUUUGAACCUAAAAUACUUUACAGGGCAGCAGUGGAACAGGUUCCAGUGGAACCCUACAACAUCCCCCUGUCGCAGGCUGAAGUUAUACAGGAAGGGAGUGAUGUCACUCUGGUUGCCUGGGGCACCCAGGUUCAUGUGAUCCGAGAGGUAGCUUCCAUGGCUCAAGAAAAGCUGGGAGUGUCGUGUGAAAUCAUUGAUCUGAGAACCAUAAUACCUUGGGAUGUGGAGACAGUUUGCAAGUCUGUGAUCAAAACAGGGAGACUGCUAAUCAGUCAUGAAGCUCCCCUGACGGGCGGCUUUGCAUCGGAGAUCAGCUCAACAGUUCAGGAAGAAUGUUUCCUGAACCUUGAGGCUCCAAUAUCUAGAGUAUGUGGGUAUGACACACCUUUUCCUCACAUUUUUGAACCAUUCUACAUCCCAGACAAGUGGAAGUGCUAUGAUGCUCUCAGAAAAAUGAUCAACUACUGACCGCACAGAAACUGGAGGAUUAUGACUAAGACAUGGAAAUAUUUUUCGACUUUUUUAUAUUUCUUUAAACUUAUCUCUUCUUGAAAAUAGACUUUUUAUGAAAUGAACUAUCUUGGAUAUUGACAGCAAAAUGAAAAAUACGCUAUUGCAUUGACCCAUAUGAUUUAUUUCCACUUAAGAGUUUUUAAAAUGUUCCACAUCAUAGACUUCUAAAUUCCACUUUAUUUCUUCUGUAAAUAUUGGGGUUGGGGAUAGUAUUCAAUAAAACGAAAUCAGAUUUGUCCAGGG